ACAUGAAGGGUGUUGGACCUUGCUUUGUAAGGGACGAGACGCAACCCUAACCCUCUUGGAGCUAUCUCACCGAGUAAUCCUCUCGUCUUCCUUUCAUCUUCUUCCUCUCGUCUCAUAUCACCAAUGGACUGGUAAAAAAUCACUGCGUACAUCCAGUGGGGACUCUCGUCGCACAGCGACAUCAACAUCGGAGGCUCGGCUCUCUGAGCCAUGACACGUCAAGCAUUGCGGCCGAUGUCCAGGCAGCCGGACUGUGGCUGUGGGUGCUAGGGGCUGCUCAGCUCAACUCAGCAACUCAGCGGACCCCACCAACAAAUGCAGCUGCCCCGACCAAAAGGGCAUGGGUCGUCCGCCUGCGGCCUGUUGGCUGCGCACUCGCAGUCGUGGAGGGGGCUGAAAACCGAUGGGGGGGCAGGGCCCGAUCCUUUAAUGGGCCGCGUCGCUCGGAUUCUGCUCACCCGGCACGAGGCUCGUCCUUCACUGAUUUAAAUUCGACAUUGAGCAUCCGGUGCUCGGGCGAAUUGAGCAGCCUCGCCGAGUGAGCAGCCUCACCGACGGUUCCGGCUGCGCGGCCCACUCCACACGCAACAUGUCGUCGCUCGACCUCGACCAGGUGCUCUAUGCGCGCGCGAGAUGGCGCAAGGCCGUGCUGGUGCCGCUGUGGACUUUCCAGCUCGCAGUUUUGCUGGGUCUCAUGGGCAUCUUUGCCUACCGCCUGGCGGAGACCUUCGAGCACUAUGAGGAGAAGGACCAGCUGGGCCAGGUACCCAUUGUCGAGGUGGUCUGGGAAGCCACUAAUGUCGGCUUCAACCUCAUCGCGCUGGUCCUCAACAUCGUCGAGAUCGCGCACAAGGCCACCGAGAGGCUGACGCCCUUCACCAUGGUCUGCACGCACGUUGUCAAGCUGACCCUCUCGCUCGCUGUGCUUGCGCUCGAUAUCGUCGCGUACCUGCAGCACAUGGACGGGGAGUACUCGACCAUCGGCCUGGCGCUCGACUGCGGGCUCCUCGCCGCCACCAUCGGCGCAUUCAUCUACGCCCUGACCGUCUACCGCCGCCUGCUCAAGUACGAAGAGUACCACCUCACCGCCAACGCCAAGGGGCACGGCUACGUGACCGGCGGCCCCCGGGCCCGCGAAUCGGUCGAGCUAGGCUACAACCGGGCCGGCGCCGUGCUGCCCGUGCCCAUCACCUCGCCCGAAUACCGCUACUCCGACUCGGGCUACCCAUCCCAAACCACCGGCACCCUCCCGGCGAUCCGCACGAGCGACGCGUCCCUCAAACAGGAGGUCGACCGCGCGCUGGGCCACGAGUUCGGCUGGAGCAGCAGCAGCAGCGGCCCGGGCGCCGCCGCCAGCAACGCCCCUGCUGGCCCCCACCACCAGCACCACCAGACCAGCAAUGCCGGCAGCAGCACCGGCCGCUCCGGCAGCGUGGUCGUCGCCAGCGGGACGGUGGCGCACCACGGCCUGGUGGCGGCGCCGGCGCCGAGCGAGCUGCACCGGCAGCGCAGCUGGGUGACCGAGCGCGGCGUGAUUGCCGAGGGGGACGAGGAGGCGGAUGAGGAUGAGGAUGGGAAUGGGGGGGAGGAAGACGGCGGGGAUGGGAGGGUCAUGGGCCGGGUGGGAGGGGAGGCCGGGCAGGCGAGGGUGGAGGAUCGGGAGGGGCUGUUGCGUGGGUAGAGGGCCCUCGUUUGCUUGGUCGGUAAUAGGGAAGAAAGUGGUGUUAUGGAUGGGGCUGGAUGGAUGGAUGGAUGGAGUUAGGAGUUCACCCUGGAUUGGAUAUGAUACGGAGGUCGAAUAUUAAUGCUGGAUAUACAAACCAAAAACCACCCACAUGGUAAUGUCUUCCCCCUCGCUCCCCCCUCCAGAAAGAAAAAAGCCGUGAAACACCACGAACUCCCUACCGCUUCUUCCACCUCACCCUCCCCACCCACCCCACAAA
Molecule: messenger RNA, 1943 nt
Organism: Thermothielavioides terrestris NRRL 8126
Lineage: Eukaryota; Fungi; Ascomycota; Sordariomycetes; Sordariales; Chaetomiaceae
Exons: 3
Coding region: 590-1681 (363 amino acids)
Source: RefSeq, a predicted model, not a curated record